AAAGAAAAAAAAAAAAAAAAAAACUCUCAGAUUGAUCCCUUCCACGGAUUUCUCAAUAGGAAUUUCCUUACCCGAAGUACCAAGCUUUUCUGCCGCCGCAACAGGGUUAUUGUUAACGAGAUUUUGAGGCAUUAGUUCCGGUGUCUCCGCCGUAACAGGGUUCGGGUCAGUUUCCAACCCUUUCCAUUGUUAGUUAAGUUUUGUUUCUUUCUUCUCUUGUGCUCAAAAAACAUGGGAAAUGCAUAUAACAGAAGACAACGGAUCUGAAGCGAUUAUUCACUUUGCCACUGUCACAUUCUCUCCUUCUGCCAUGACAAUUUGUUCCUCCUCAGAUUCAUCAUCGUCCUCUUCUUCUUCCUCGAUUGAUUCUUCUUCUUCUUCCAACAACAACUUGAAGACAUGGAUCAUCCAUGGCAUUUUGUUUGGAGUUUCAAUUGCAGCUGUAGCUGGUGCUCGCGCAUAUUUCAAUCGAUUCAACAAAUUCCGUAGCCGAGUUGUAGGCAUUAUACCUGCCAGAUUUGCUUCAUCGAGAUUCGAAGGAAAGCCUCUUGUUCAUAUUCUUGGCAAACCUAUGAUCCAGAGAACGUGGGAAAGCGCAAAGCUGGCAGCUUCAUUGGAUCAUCUAGUUGUGGCAACUGAUGAUGAAAAGAUUGCUGACUGCUGUCGGAAAUUCGGUGCAGAUGUCAUAAUGACAUCAGAGUCUUGUCGAAAUGGUACUGAGCGCUGCAAUGAAGCCCUACAGAAGCUUGAGAGAAAAUAUGAUAUAGUUGUAAACAUACAGGGUGACGAGCCACUUCUUGAACCUGAAGUAAUUGACGGUGUUGUCAAAGCUUUGCAGGCAGCUCCAGAUGCAGUGUUCAGCACUGCAGUUACGGCUUUAAAGCCUGAAGAUGCACAUGAUCCAAACAGAGUGAAAUGUGUGGUUGAUAAUCGUGGUUAUGCAAUCUAUUUUUCACGAGGAUUAAUCCCAUUCAAUAAGUCAGGGAAGGUCAAUCAGCAGUUCCCUUAUUUGCUUCAUCUUGGGAUUCAGAGCUAUGAUACGAAGUUUCUAAAGAUAUACCCAGAUCUUCAACCUACUCCAUUGCAACUUGAGGAGGAUUUGGAGCAGCUUAAAGUCCUUGAGAAUGGCUAUAAGAUGAAGGUAAUAAAGGUUGACCAUGAGGCCCAUGGUGUCGACACCCCGGAAGAUGUUGAAAAGAUAGAAGCUCUAAUGCGUCAGAGGAACUUGUCUUGAACAUGUUGUAGCAUUGAAACAGUCUAAAAAUUAGCAACUAUUAACACGAGAAGUCAUCGACACGGAUGCACCGGAUCGAAUACGAGUGUUAUAAUUUGAUUUGUAGUGUUACUUUUUUGGGACGGGGAAUAUAACAAGAAUUUCAUAUACACUAGUAUAUGCAAGAAUGGAAAUUUUAUUUAUACGUAUAUUGCACAUGAAUCAUUAUCAUCAUUAGAAAAAAAUGUAGUGGUCCUUGGAUGAUAUUAUGAAUCUUGAUUAUAAGCAUGUAGAAAAUUCAUUUAUAUUAUUUGUA
Messenger RNA from Medicago truncatula (barrel medic), 1529 nucleotides. Its product is annotated as 3-deoxy-manno-octulosonate cytidylyltransferase, mitochondrial. The record is from RefSeq and is a predicted model, not a curated record. Gene Ontology annotation, molecular function: 3-deoxy-manno-octulosonate cytidylyltransferase activity. The coding region runs from base 239 to 1234 and encodes 331 amino acids. The transcript is spliced from 9 exons. Lineage: Eukaryota; Viridiplantae; Streptophyta; Magnoliopsida; Fabales; Fabaceae. Gene Ontology annotation, cellular component: cytosol.